This is a messenger RNA of Harpia harpyja (harpy eagle), 1833 nucleotides long. RefSeq names its product methylthioadenosine phosphorylase (gene MTAP). Gene Ontology annotation, biological process: nucleoside metabolic process. Gene Ontology annotation, cellular component: cytosol. The transcript is spliced from 8 exons. The record is from RefSeq and is a predicted model, not a curated record. Lineage: Eukaryota; Metazoa; Chordata; Aves; Accipitriformes; Accipitridae. Gene Ontology annotation, molecular function: S-methyl-5-thioadenosine phosphorylase activity. The coding region runs from base 87 to 929 and encodes 280 amino acids.
CCACACGUGGCGCGCGGCGCUGGCGGGCUGGCCGGCUGGCCGGGUGCCAGCGUCACCGCCCCACACUUCCCGCUCUUCCCGCCAACAUGGCCGCCGCCGCGGCCGUUAAGAUCGGAAUUAUUGGUGGAACUGGCCUGGAUGAUCCGGAUAUCUUAGAAGGAAGAACAGAAAAAUAUGUUGAUACUCCUUAUGGCAAGCCCUCGGAUGCUUUGAUAUUGGGAAAGAUAAAAAAUGUGGACUGUGUGCUGUUGGCAAGACAUGGAAGGCAUCAUACAAUUAUGCCAUCAAAUGUCAAUUACCGUGCCAAUAUCUGGGCAUUAAAAGAAGAAAAUUGUUCACAUGUAUUAGUGACUACUGCCUGUGGCUCAUUACGAGAGGAAAUACAACCUGGUGAUCUUGUCAUAAUUGACCAGUUCAUUGACAGGACAACUAAAAGACAUUGUACUUUAUACGAUGGGCAACAUUCCUCUCUGCCAGGAGUAUGUCAUAUUCCAAUGGCAGAGCCGUUCUGCACCAAAACCAGAGAGGUUCUUAUUGAGACUGCCAAGAAGCUUGGGCUCCAGUGUCAUUCCAAGGGGACAGUGAUCACAAUCGAAGGCCCACGUUUCAGUUCUCGAGCGGAAAGCUUGAUGUUUCGCAGCUGGGGAGCUGAUGUUAUCAACAUGACCACAGUGCCUGAAGUGAUUCUUGCGAAAGAAGCUGGAAUGAGUUAUGCUAGUAUUGCCAUGGCAACAGAUUACGACUGCUGGAAGGAACAUGAAGAAGCAGUGUCAGUGGAUAAAGUUUUAAAGACGCUGAAAGGGAAUGCAAAUAAGGCUACUAGCAUACUCCUUACUGCUAUACCUCAGAUAGGUUCCAUGGAAUGGACCGACACCCUGCACACCCUGAAAACAACAGUGCAGUGUUCAGUCCUCCUGCCAAAGCAGUAACAACCUGGAUGGACCUUGAAGUUUGGGUGCUCACAAGGAAGAGUGGAUCACUUUCAAACUUCCAGAGUUUAUAAUAUCUUCAAGAGUUGUUACAAGUGUAAAAGAAUGGAGUAAACGUUGACUGAUGAUAAUGUAUAAGACAGCUUUUAUAACCUUUAUCAUGCUUCAUAAUGUAUAAGAUGGCUGAAUUUAGAUUUUUUAGUAUGUUUUAAACUAGGAAUAGCGUUACUGUCAAGCUGGAUCAGACAGUGGCCAAAGAAAAAAGUCAGCAGCAAGUUGUCAUCCUCUAUUCAGUGAUACCUUUAGCUGAUGGAAGAAGGGAAAGGCUAGGUAAUACUCUGUUGCAAUUUUGUAAGACAUAAGAAAGCAGAUUCACAGGUAUGCUAUUUGCUUUGCAAUUUCUGCCUCCCAUCUUUUCCUUUGACAAGGCAAAUGGUUACAGUUCACUCCAGAAACAUACCAGAAAAACCAAACAGGCCAUUUCAAAUUAUACUAUUUUUAUACAUUAUCCGGAUUUUUUAUUUCAGUAGGUUUUUUUUAAAAGCAGUGGGUUUUGUUUGUGUGCUAGAAGACAUGGUUUAAUAAUUGUAGUUCUUUUCAGAGCAGCAGUUGUGUAAUGAAUGAAUGUUCUUAUUUAGGUAAUGCCUAAGUCAAAUUUGUGCCUGAAGAUUUACUUAUGUGACUUACAGAACGGUACAGAAAAGUACUUUGCUUCCAGUGUCCUGAACACUGUGCUGGCCUUUUGCUGCUUCAUUGAUCUGAAAAACUCCAGAUUUAGUUUCUAUUUUAAGUGAUGAAUGUGCUCAAGUGCUUUGAAUGUAUGCAUUUCUUUUUUUUAAUACAAUUUGACUUCAGUAAAAUAAUCUGCAGCUUCUUUUCUAGUAAAUAAAACAAAUGAAACCUA